This is a messenger RNA of Aricia agestis (brown argus), 1365 nucleotides long. RefSeq lists its product as uncharacterized. Lineage: Eukaryota; Metazoa; Arthropoda; Insecta; Lepidoptera; Lycaenidae. Bases 146 to 679 code for a protein of 177 amino acids. The record is from RefSeq and is a predicted model, not a curated record. The transcript is spliced from 5 exons.
UAUGUGUCAGUAAAACAUAAUAUUAUUAUAGUCAUAGUGUUUUGUGUCAGUGUCGUGUCUAGUUAUAGUCAAGGAUACCGAAUGGGGAAAUCGUGACGACUACAUUGAUUAGCGCUUAGGCUUUGCGGAAUACGAAUGAGUGAAAAUGACGAGGAAGUUUCUCUUCUGUUUCCCGCUGCGAGUGGGCAACAUUGUCUUCGGCUACAUUGUCAUUGUGUUAAGUCUUAUGGUGGCCGCCUUACAUCUAUACGAACUUGGAGCCUGCAUCAUCACACGAGGGAGCCGCACUGAAGACAAAUUCGGAAACUUUCAGAAACUCGAAAGCAUAUUUGGGGAAGACAAGAAUGAACUAGUGGAAAUUAUAACCAUAACUUACUACCUAACGUACAUCAUAAUAGGACUGUUACUGUUCAUUUUCGCCGCGAUAUUUACGUGUGGUGUUUACAAAUUAAACGAUUGUGCCAUAACGACGUUCUUCGUGUAUUGUUUCUUCCACCUGUUCUUCAGCAUCGGUCUGAUCGUGUGGGAGGCACUCACAGCAGGCUGGGUGCAGCUGGGCCUUAUUGCUGUCUCCGAUGUGCUCCUCAUAAUUUGCCUGUUCAGUGUCAAAUACAUGAUGGAGGCGAUACGGACUGGGAACGUCUACACUCGACCUGGCGACAUACUAUACAAGUGCUAGCUGUAAUCAGAAAAGUGUAGACGAAUUACUUGUUUGCUCACAACUGAAAGUUAAACGUGUAGAACUUAAUGUAUAGUCUGAGAAAAUUAUUCAAAAGCAGAUGGCGGACCUACAGCUACGUUAUUUGUUUGGGUUCUGUCAAGCUCAGCCGACAGAUCACGGCUUACAUACUGACUAGACAUAACCCGACAAAAUAAUGUAGCUGCGGCAUAUUCCUGAAUGAAUUUUGAAUGAACUAAUUUCUCUAAUAAUUCAAUUAAACUUCUUACUUUGUAAGUAAACUAGGUGAAACUUGCUUCUGGCAAACAUUCCACGAAAUUAUUUAACUACAUUGUAAAUGUAGUUCAAAAAUUGUAGUGUAUUAUGUAAUGUAAGCCGAUUUUAUAAUUACCUUAGGGUAAAAACUAACCACACCUUUCAUGAGAGCUCAGAAGUGUUUAUUAUAUAUUUUUAAUAGUACUUCUAUUCUAAUGAGAAAGUUCUACUGUUUAAUGAAUGCGGUAAAGGCUUUAAUUGACAUUCCAUUUUCUAACUUUUUAUUACUGCCUUUACUUUUAUACGACAAUUUCAUUGCAAUGUGAGCAGAAGACAUAAUCAUUCGAUGCCGACACGACUAUUUUAUUCUUUUUUACUAUUAUUACUUUGGUCCUUGAGGCAAAAUCAGCAUCAAGGAAGCAAAAUGAUUU